Messenger RNA from Truncatella angustata, 1497 nucleotides. RefSeq names its product cytochrome P450. The record is from RefSeq and is a predicted model, not a curated record. Gene Ontology annotation, molecular function: oxidoreductase activity, acting on paired donors, with incorporation or reduction of molecular oxygen; monooxygenase activity; heme binding. NCBI's taxonomy places the organism in Eukaryota, Fungi, Ascomycota, Sordariomycetes, Amphisphaeriales, Sporocadaceae. The coding region runs from base 1 to 1497 and encodes 498 amino acids. The transcript is spliced from 4 exons.
AUGGCUCCUCUAUACGUUGACAGUAUUGGCUUGGCCAACUGGGCCAUCCUCGCUUCUAUUUCGUUGACAGGUUACUUCGUCUGUCUUGCUAUCUACAGAGUGCUGCUGCAUCCACUUCGGGCCUUUCCAGGACCUAUCUCACAUCGUGUCUCGAACUUCCCUCGCGCAUUUCAGAGUACGCGCGGCGAGCUUGGCUUCCACGUCGCAGACUUACACCGCAAAUACGGCCCAGUGGUACGCCUCGGACCUAAUGAGCUGGCGUUCUCGGACCCCCAAGCAUGGAAAGACAUCUACGGACAUCGUACUCCCGGCCAGGAGGAGUUUCCCAAGUACCUAAAGUUCUACAAACCGUUUGACGACAUGCCGUCGUCGGUCAUCUCAGCAGAUCGUAACGAGCAUAGUGCUCUUCGGCGACAGCUGGCGCAUGGCUUCAGUGAGCGGAGCAUGCGUGGGCAGGAACCGAUCAUCGGGGAGUAUGUCGAUCUAUUGAUACAAAAGUUGCGGGCGAACUGUGAGGGUGGCACAAAGCCUCUGAACAUGCGAAACUGGCUCAACUGGGCGACAUUCGAUAUUGUUGGCGACCUCGGUUUCGGCAGCCCCUUUGGCUGUCUCGACAGUAGCGACUAUCAUCCUUGGGUACGAUUGAUAACAGAUAACAUCAAGCAAGGCGCCUUAUUGAAUGCCUUACAGUCUGUUGGCGGGAGACCAAUCGUGCAGUUCUUGAAAAAUCAAGGUCUACUUAAGCGGAGGGACCAGCAUCAAGCAUUAGUAAAGGAGAAGCUUGCGCAGAGAAUGGAACUAGGAGUUGAGAGGCCUGAUCUUAUUGAAGGCCUCAUCCACAAGAAAGAAGAACUGGGCCUAGACUUAGGCCAGCUCCAGAUGAAUGCCAGUCUCCUGAUUAUUGCCGGCUCUGAAACUACAGCUACACUCCUCAGCGGAGCUGUAUUCCUUCUUACAACCAAUCCGAGUGUGCUGAAAACGCUUACGGAAGAAGUAAGAUCAGCCUUUAGUAACGACGAAGAAAUUACGCUGCUCUCAGUCGGCAAAUUACAGUACAUGCUUGCAUGUUUGAACGAGACUUUGCGUCACUAUCCUCCUGUCGGCAUAGGACUACCACGUCAAUCGCCAAAGGGUGGCGCCAUGGUAGCAGGGCACUUCAUUCCUGAAGGCACUGUCACGGCUGUAUGGCAGUGGGCCAUCAACCAUGAUCCAAACCACUGGACAAAGCCUAUGGAGUUCCACCCUGAACGCUUCUUAAAUGAUCCCAUCUUCAAGGGUGACAAACUUGAUGCGAUGCAGCCAUUCAGCAUGGGACCUCGCAACUGUAUCGGCCGCAAUCUGGCAUAUGCUGAAAUGCGCCUCAUCCUUGCCAAGAUCAUAUACAACUUUGAUAUGAGGAUCGCAGAUGAAAGUCGUGGCUGGCUCGAGACCCAAAAGAUGUACGGGCUUUGGGACAAGCCGCCACUAGAGAUUUUCCUGUCACCCAUUGCCCACUGA